CUACCAAGGCAAGGCGCAGAGCAGGAGUGUGUUUAGUGUUUAGUUGGUGAGGCAGUAACGUUGGCGUCCACCACGGAGCAGCCGCAACCAUCCUCGCAGCCGAGCGGCCACUCCGGGGAGGCGCAGCACCACAACAUGGCCGCCGUGUCGCGGGUCCCUACGCCACCGCCAUCAGAGAUGUCGUGCCCUGUGGCUGAAAACUGGUGCUACACGCAGGUAAAGGUGGUGAAGUUUUCCUAUAUGUGGACCAUCAACAACUUCAGUUUUUGUCGAGAGGAGAUGGGAGAAGUGUUGAAGAGUUCCACGUUUUCUGCUGGUGCCAAUGAUAAGUUAAAGUGGUGUCUUAGGGUAAACCCUAAAGGUCUGGAUGAAGAGAGUAAAGACUACUUAUCCCUGUAUCUUCUUCUGGUCUCCUGUAACAAGAGCGAGGUCAGGGCCAAAUUCAAAUUUUCUAUACUCAAUGCAAAGAGAGAAGAAACUAAAGCUAUGGAAAGCCAAAGAGCCUACAGAUUUGUCCAAGGAAAGGACUGGGGCUUCAAAAAGUUCAUUAGGAGAGACUUCCUCAUGGAUGAAGCCAAUGGUUUACUCCCAGAAGACAAACUAACUAUAUUUUGUGAGGUCAGUGUAGUGGGCGAUACAAUAAAUGUCAGUGGACAGUCCAAUUGUUCCCCUGUCAAAGUCCCUGAGUGCAAGCUCAGUGAGGACCUGGGCUCGUUAUUUGAGCGUUCUGCUUUCAGUGAUGUCAUGCUAAAUGUUGGAGGGCGAGAAUUUCAAGCACAUAAAGCUAUUUUAGCAGCAAGGUCACCAGUGUUUAACGCAAUGUUCGAACAUGACAUGGAGGAAAGGAAGUUGAAUCGAGUAGAAAUAACAGACGUAGAACAUGAAGUAAUGAGGGAAAUACUGAGGUUCAUAUACACUGGAAAGACGUCAAACUUAGAAAAAAUGGCGGAUGAUUUAUUGGCAGCAGCUGACAAGUAUGCCUUAGAGCGCCUCAAAGUGAUGUGUGAAGAGGCUCUGUGUACAAAUCUGGUUGUUGAGAAUGCAUGUGAGGUUCUCGUACUUGCAGACUUGCACAGUGCUGAACAGUUAAAAUCACAUGCAAUAGAUUUUAUAAACAGCCAUGCCACAGAUGUAAUGGACACUGCAGGAUGGAAGGCCAUGGUGACCAACUCUCCACACCUCAUUGCUGAAGCGUUUCGCGCUCUGGCAAGUCAGCAAAGCCCACCCCUCGGACCACCGCGCAAACGCAUGAAGCAGUCGUGAUGUGUGCCCGAGCCUUUCUGUGAACAUUACCAAUCUUGUCAUUGUUGCAGUCAUCCAGAAGGCAUUCUUGGUUUCCAUGUACCAAAAUCUUUCAUCA
Lingula anatina is the source of this 1360-nucleotide messenger RNA. RefSeq names its product protein roadkill-like. The record is from RefSeq and is a predicted model, not a curated record. NCBI's taxonomy places the organism in Eukaryota, Metazoa, Brachiopoda, Lingulata, Lingulida, Lingulidae. Gene Ontology annotation, molecular function: protein binding.